This is a messenger RNA of Danio rerio (zebrafish), 2669 nucleotides long. NCBI's taxonomy places the organism in Eukaryota, Metazoa, Chordata, Actinopteri, Cypriniformes, Danionidae. The record is from RefSeq and is a predicted model, not a curated record.
GUUUGUGUGUUCUGUUGUGUGUGUUCAGUUCUGUUGUGUGUUUGUGUGUUCUGUUCUGUGUUGAGUUCUGUGUGUUCUGCUUCAGUUUAAUACAGGACUGCUUCACUCCCGCUCGAGCGUCAUCAUCCCGUCCUGUUUGCUCUUCACGCCACACUUGCUGCUAACAGUACCGGAGUGUCCCGGUGAUUUUCAUGUCGUGCCAGAUAAGUGUGUUAUUCUCUGUAUAUUGAUGAGCAGAUGAAGAGCAGUAACUGUCGGCCCUGCAGACGCUCCUGCCGUUUCCUCUCUGCUCUGCGCUUUUCCAGCAGAUGGACGAUGAUUUUCAGACGACGGUUCAGCUGUACAUGUGCUUUAAUCGUGUUCAUUCAGUGAGGAUCUGAAGAUGCUUCUGUCUCACACCCACACACACACACACACACAACAUACACAGUGAAAUAAUCCACCGCUGGGCGAUCAAACCUCCGUGCCAGCUUCACGUAAUAAAGGCCGGUGUGUUACACUGUUUCAGAAGUGACUGAUGUACGGUUGCAUCAGUUGUUUACCACCAGAUUUCCGUCAGAUCCGAUGGCGAGUUGCAUCACUGCCAAUCGCUGUGAAGGACGAGCACUUCCUGCCCGAACCCGCCAUCCUGAGCCAACCAUGUUCAUUACUGUCCUUAUCCAGAAACACACACACACACACACACACACACACACACACAUGCAACCGCUUCUUCAGAAAUCUAUAUUCAGACACAUUUGCAUACGAGCUUCAGUCUCCAGAAUGCUGGGCUCUGAUUGGCUGCGGCUCUGGAGGUUUAAAAUAAUGGGAGUGACGGAGUCGUGGCUUUAAAUGAGCCGCCGUGGCUCAGAGCUUCACCUGCAGGACCGUCGACAGGUAAGAGAACAUUACUGUCUCCGCUUUACAGAGACUCUGAUGGAGGGUUAGGGUUAGGCUGAUGACCUGCUCUACUGGACUGGGCUGAUGUUGACUGUGAGAAUGUACAGAUGAUAACUUUACUUCAGUGUUUAUGUUUGCAGAGGUCCAACAUGUCCUGUAAUUGAGCUUCAGCAGGCUGCUGUGCUGUAAUGCUGUGCAGAUUAGCAUUAAUAACUGUAAUAAUCAUCAGCAUUAAUGGGACACUCUGAACCUAAACAAGCCUGAUAGAAGAACCGUCGCUGGUGUUCUGCUGUACAGCGUAGAGAAGAUGAGGAGAUCAGUCAGUCUGUGAUCGCAGAAGUGUGUACAGUGUGUGUGUGUGUGUGCUGCAGUAGAUGAUGAUGGUCAGUGACGGUGUCCUGUCCAUCUGCAGAAUAAUCUCACAAACUGAAGGUGUUCUGCAGAUGUGCCUGCACUUGACCCCUGCCUGACCUUUGUUUGACCCCUGCUUCACCCGUCUUACCUUUGUUUGACCCUUGUCUGACCCCUGCUUGUCCCUGUGCCUAACCCUCGUCUGACCCGUGUGUAUCCCCCACAGUGGUCCCCAUGGAUCUGCCUGGACCGCUGAACUCCUCAGUGCUGCUGGUCCUCCACCGGCCGCUGAACGGCUCCCCUGUGCCGCUGACGGUGCUGGACAGCUGUGCAGAGAUGCCCGCCGCGCUCCUCUUCUACCUGGUGCUGCAGUUCAUCAACAUGUUCCUGGGCGUCCCGGCGAACCUGAUGGUGCUGUGGCUGAUCCUGCGGAACCGGCGUGACUCGUCCAGCUCCAACAUCUUCAUGGUGCAGCUGGCGGUCCUGGACGCUGGCUUCUGCUUGAUCCCGCCGCUGGAGUUGGUCAACAUCGUGUACUGGAGCUCCAGCCACAUGUGGUUCGUGCUGCGCUUCUUCUAUGGUGUGAAGGAUGCAUCUCCGCUCUUCCUGUCCUGCAUCUGCCUUGACCGCUACGCUGCCGUGUUGCACCCGGUGACCUUCAGUGCGCUGCAGGACCGCCACCACCGCUCCGUGUGCGCCGCCGUCGUCUGGGUCAUCACGCUGCUCUACGCCGCUGCCAAGUGUGCCGGAAACAUACCAAACUUCGAGAAGGUGUUCACGGUGAUGAUCCUGGUGGUGUUCGCCUUCAUGCUGUUCUGCAACGGCUCCAUCCUGUGGGCCCUGCGGCGCUCGGCCCCGGGCAGAGACCAUCGGCACCCGGUCAAGAAGAAGGCCUUCCGCACCGUGCUGCUGAUCCUGGUCAUCACUGUCUUCAACUACUUCCCUCCGGUGGCGCUCUUCCCCUUCCAGGAGUACUUCCCCCCGCUGGUCUUCCACUGCUGUGUGCACUACAUCGCCUUCGGCUUCAUGGACAUCAGCAGCAGCAUACAGCCGGCGCUGUACCUGUGGAGGGAGCCCAGAGCGCCGCCCUGCUGGAGGAGACGCAGCCGUGCGGAGGAGCCACUGAACACCGUCAGCCGCAGCGUAGACCUGCACUGAACAGUAAACCGCCUGAUUCUACAGUCCUGGAUGAAGAGAGCGGCGGGGACUGAACUCUGCUGGGUGUUUCAGAUGCUGUGAUGGAGGAACUGACGCACACACACACACACACACACACACACACACACACACAGCCCUUCAUCAGAGGAUCAGUGCUGAAGACUCCUGCAUCUGCUCGUCCACUGCGCCCUCAGCUUCAUUUAUGCAGGAUUCAGCUGUGCUUCAUCAGUGUACUGUAGAGCGAUCAAUACACUAACACACAAAUAAACAAGUACAGAAUC